Messenger RNA from Folsomia candida, 1084 nucleotides. RefSeq lists its product as uncharacterized. Bases 30 to 947 code for a protein of 305 amino acids. The transcript has 2 exons. The record is from RefSeq and is a predicted model, not a curated record. NCBI's taxonomy places the organism in Eukaryota, Metazoa, Arthropoda, Collembola, Entomobryomorpha, Isotomidae.
AAUCCAUCUGAAGUUUUUAAACCGAUAAAAUGAAUAACGUCGCUGUACCGAUUUUCCUGUCCUUCCUCAUUUUCUCUGCGCAUGGCUGCUGCCACCGAAAAUCGGAUUGGAACGAGUACCCCCAUCCCGAAUUAAAAUUCCCAGGAGUUGAAGACUACGCUGUGGGCCAAGGCUCAUCAGCCGCAUUGUCCCAGUUGGAUUUAGUAAUUGGAGCUACGACUGGUGUCAUUCCUGGUGGUGGGCAAUUCAUCGGUCCUAUUUUAACGGUUUGCACCUUUCUACGAGAUCUCAUAUCGGGGGCGGAGGACGGACUAUCUAAAUUUAUCGAGAGGCAUCUUGCAGUUGCAACAAUUGCAAAUGUUAAAUCCAAAGUGUAUACUAUUGAGAACAGAUUGAGGGACGUGCAGAGUAAUAUGGAACAGCGUUCCAGUUACAACAUUCCGCUUUCAAUUGCGAUGGAUAAGUGUGAAGAAAUUCUGGACAAAUACGCAACCGAAUGGGGUCCUCUAUUUAAGGGUGGAAGCACCUUGGUCUCAUCUCCCUCACUGAUUUCCUUCGCCUCCAUACACUCAGCAGUUGCAGCACUCGGAUGGAACCAGUGGCCUGAAAAGAGAUCACAAAUAUUGGGACAAAUGGAUCGUUUGCAAUCCACGCUAGAAAAGUAUCGAGAUGCUGCGAUUGACAAAAGGUUAUCGUACGCACGGACGGGUGCACUUUUUAGGUCCACUUGUGAUCAGGACUGUUAUGACAGAUUUUCCCAAGUUAUGCCCUGUGCUUCUUGUGAUCGCGUGGGGUGCGAUGCAGCCACAGUUUUCAAUUCUGCGUAUGAGCUCUCGCUAUUUGAAAGGUACAGAAGAGAGCUGGAGGACCAAUACCGUGAUUAUUUUAACAGGCCAAUUAACAAGUUGGCAGAGUUUAGAUCUCGACUGCGGAAUCAAAUGGGAUAAGAACUUUGGGAAGGGCUGAUAAGUAGUCGAAGGGUAAAAAUUUAUCAAAGCUGAUGCAUGGUCAUAUAAUUGCGUACAAAAAUUAACAAAUUUGUUUUAUUAAAUCACACAUUGAAUUAAAUAAUACUUACGUUUAA